GUUCUCGUUGAACUUAUUCAAUCUGGUGGUGAGUUGCCACUCACGGGUCAUGUCUUACCCAUGCCGUCCAUAAAUAUGCGCGAUUACAAUGGAGAUGCUCGUGAAUUCGACAGUCGAAGUAAGAAUAUGGAAGAUAUCAUUGAGAUGCUACGGGACGAAGAGACAAUGUUAAUUGGGAUAUGCGGAAUGGGAGGGAUUGGAAAAACCACAUUCGCCAAGCAAGUCUUGCAAAAGGUAAAAGACUUUCAUAAGCAUUUAUUUGAAAUUCAAGUUAUUACAACUGUCUCGAGUAGUCCCAAUUUCAAUGCUAUCCAAGAAGAAGUCUCACAGAUGUUAGGUUAUUCGCUUAAGGACGUAGAUGGUGAGAUUCUAAGAUCAGAACGUUUACGAAAUGCUUUUAGUAACAAGAAAGUUGUUGUCUUGUUGGAUGAUGUUUGGAAAGAGUUUGAUUUAAUUGCAAAAGGUUUCCAUUAUCAAAAUCAGAUGAUGGGUGUUGCUGUAAAAUUAUUUACACAUCUAGAAACAAAGAUUUAUGGUCAGGUGAACGUAACAUCACCAAACAAGAAAUCUCUCUUGACGGAUUGUCAUUUGGAAGCCUUGAAUUUGUUUAGCAUAAAAGUCCGUCUACAUGGUGAUGAUGAUACUGAUUUCCCUUUGAAGAAUAAAAUAGCAAGACAAAUUGUUGAUGAAUGUAAAGGACUACCCCUCGCACUUGAGGUUACCGGAGGCGCUCUUAUAAAAAAGAGAAAAUUCGCAUGGGAGGAUAUGCUUUUCAAGUUGAGGAGUCAACAACUACACGGUGACAAGAUAUACAAUGUCGUGCAUGCGAGUUAUGACUUCUUAGAAGAUCCCAAUGCCCGACGCUUGUUCUUGUUUUGCUGCUUAUUCCAAGAAGACGAAGAGAUUCCUAUCGAGACAUUGUAUCGUUUUGCAGUGGGAUUGCAACUCUUCCAAGGUAUGAAUGACCUCAAAUCUAUAAGUGAUCGUGUUUACACCUUAGUAGACGACUUAACAAGGAGAAAUUUGCUAAUAAAUGUUAAAGAAUAUGCAGUGAAGAUGCAUGAUGUGAUGAGAGAUGUGGGAUUUUCAAUUUCAAAACAAGAACAUAACGAUAUUAAUUUUCUUGAGUGUGAUGGUGUGGUCGAACUAGAGAAUAUCGUGACUCCACACACUAAGAUGAUUUCUAUAUUGAAGAAUAAUGAUCUAGAAGUCCCUAAUAUGAUGAAAUUUCCAUGCUCAAAACUGGAACUACUACGGUUGGAUAGUUCAUAUUUUUACCGACAAAAUAUUAUAAUACCAAUGAAUUUACUUGAAGGGGCGGAUAAUCUCAAAGUUCUAGAUAUAGUCGGCUUUAACGUCAUGAUUAAUAAGUUUUCAUUAAUGUCUUAUUUUCCACACUUAGCCAAGUUGAAGAUGUUAUCCCUAAUGAAAUUGAGUUUGGAUAUGACAACCAAUGUAUCUUUUAUUCAACAUCUUAGUUGCUUGGAAGUCCUUAGCCUUCGUGAUUCAACCAUCAAAGAUUUGACACACGAAAUAAGUGAGUUAACAAAUUUAAGAUUGUUGGAUUUGUCUCGGUGCAAAUGUUUCAUAAGAAAUGGUAUUCUUUCGAAACUUACCAAUCUACAAGAAUUGUACAUGUGGGAAAGUUUUCAAGAUUGGAGGCUACAAAAUCAAGACGUUAAUGUUGGAGACAAUCAUGCAGCAGGAGUUGAAGAGUUAAAUUUGUUACAUAAAUUGUGGAGAUUAGAAUUGGAGGUACCCAACAUUGAACAAGUGCCGAGAGGUGUUAACUAUUUUCUUGUUUAA
Molecule: messenger RNA, 1806 nt
Organism: Impatiens glandulifera
Lineage: Eukaryota; Viridiplantae; Streptophyta; Magnoliopsida; Ericales; Balsaminaceae
Product: disease resistance protein At4g27190-like
Molecular function (GO): ADP binding
Source: RefSeq, a predicted model, not a curated record